AGUCUUCUCAGAGCAUCUCAGUGGGGUGAAGGGGAAGGAGAAAGCCUUAGAGAUCCUCAUCGCAGCUCUGACACAGUAGUGGGUGCCAAGCAACUGACUUUCCUCUCUGGGCCUUGAUGUUCCCUUCCAGAGACUGAGGCAGGGGAAUGGGAUGCUCUUGGGCCCUUCGGAGGCCAGCGACCACACAAGUGGCUGCCUCUGGCCCCCACCUCUGGGAGACAGGCGGAGGCCUUAAGCCGGGGAAGGACUGAGAACCUACCAGAGGAGCAGCUCCCAGACAGUGAUUUCUAAGCCCCACAGGAAUAGCAAGGUUUUCACAGGGUAAUGUGUGAAUGUGGGAGCGCAGAGGCAGAGGGGAGCCAGCAGCCUGCACAGCAGCCGUGGCAAGCCGGCUCUCUGAACACGAUGUCCACACCUCCUGCCAGCAAUGGUGUCUUUGUCGUCAUCCCGCCCAGCAACGCCAGCGGCCUCCGCCCGCCUCCAGCCAUUCUGCCCACCUCUAUGUGCCAGCCUCCAGGGAUCAUGCAGUUCGAAGAGUCACCGCUGGGGGCGCAGGCGCCCAGGGCCACCCAGCCACCUGACCUUAGACCAACAGAGACGUUCUUGACCGGAGAGCCCAAAGCUUUAGGGACGGUGCAGAUCCUGAUCGGCCUCAUCCACCUUGGCUUCGGCAGCGUCCUGCUCAUGGUUCGCCGAGGCCACCUGGGAAUGCUCUUCAUCGAAGGUGGCGUCCCCUUCUGGGGAGGAGCUUGCUUCAUCAUCUCUGGGUCCCUCUCGGUAGCAGCUGAGAAAAACCACACCAGUUGCUUGGUGAGGAGCAGUCUGGGGACCAACAUCCUCAGUGCCAUGGCAGCCUUCGCUGGGACAGCCAUUCUCCUCAUGGACUUCGGAGUCACUAACUGGGAUGUGGGCAGGGGCUACCUUGCUGUGUUGACCAUCUUCACCAUCCUGGAGUUCUUCAUCGCUGUCAUUGCCACCCACUUCGGGUGCCAAGCCACCCGUGCUCACACUAACGCAUCUGUGAUUUUCCUACCCAACGCCUUCGGCACGGAUUUCAACAUCCCCAGCCCAGCAGUCUCUCCACCCCCUGCCUAUGAUAAUGUGGCAUACAUACCCAAGGAGUCAUCGGAGUAGUAGAUCGCAACUCCUCUUCUUCAGGUUGCAGUCCAGGCUUCCCACUCUACCCAGUAUUUCUCCAUCCUCACCUUGUUCCUUCUGAGGCAGCCUUUCCCCAACCGGGCCCUCCAAGUGGCAUACACUGUGUCCCCGAGUGAUGUGUUCCAUCAGUUUCCCAUUUCCUCCAGUAGUGUCUUUCUAAAAAGGACAUACGACUGAUGUCCAGGGUGCGUGUCCCUAAGAACUACCCAACCCCAGCCUUGUCAGCUGACAUGGAUGUCCCCUGCGCGACUCUGCAAUGUCCUCGCUCAGCUCAUCGUGGGAAAUCUUGGCAUCACCGAGGUCACACGGGUUUGCCUUCAAGAAGACUAUUAAGCACAGAGAACUCAGAAUGUUCCAGAAUAAACUGGCAUUUCAGAGGCUCUGACCCUACCACACAGCAAGACAGUAGGCCUGACUGACCUCAAGGCUCCUGGACCCCGAGACCAGCUCUGUCCUUUGUCAUCUGCUGUUACAUCCUUGGGUUCUCAUUUUCUCACCUGGAAACUAAAAUGCUAAACUUCAUAACCAACACUCCUGGGCUCCCUGGGGUCCCUGGGUCUAUCUAAGCUGGGUAUUGCCCCACUCCCUCCCGGGACCUCCUUUUCCUGUUUCUAAUGGGACAUUGGUAUUGGCUCUGGCCCUUCCCACAUCCUAGGUCAGGAGGUUGCAGAGGAGACUGGCUGACUCUUGUACCCAGGUCAUCAUCCACAGGUGCACAGGGAAAGCCUCUCUGACCCUGCUGUACCCAUACCUCACCCCUACCUGAAAAGCAAGAGUGUCCCUGAGAGUUACCAUGGGAACAGGGCUGGGUACCAACAGGAAUAAGACACCUUCAGCCCAGUGUUCAUAGGCCCUGGCAUGUAGCUUGUUUCAUCCACACUGUAGAGAAAAAUAAACAGUGUUGCUUGGAUUUUGA
Molecule: messenger RNA, 2074 nt
Organism: Mesocricetus auratus (golden hamster)
Lineage: Eukaryota; Metazoa; Chordata; Mammalia; Rodentia; Cricetidae
Gene: Ms4a15
Product: membrane spanning 4-domains A15
Exons: 7
Coding region: 325-1134 (269 amino acids)
Biological process (GO): cell surface receptor signaling pathway
Cellular component (GO): plasma membrane
Source: RefSeq, a predicted model, not a curated record